AAGUUAUCUGGUACUUCUGGAAUACUGUGGAGAGAGUACUCGCGGCGUUAUUAGUGGCGGCGAGAGCUGCAGGUGGGUCAAGAGACUGGCCGUUGGGUCCUGCUGCAGUUAGGAGCCUGUUUCUUCCGCGGCACCACGGCCCCCUUCUCUAGACACGAGCGCGGCGCGGCCGCCUGGGGGGCUUUUUCAGGCACCUUGACGCCGCUCCACGGGGCACGUACCCGGUCUUCGCCUCGGCCUCCAGCCUGGGGACUGGCUCCCCGCUUCCGCGCUCCGGGCCGCAAUAAGUUUUCUUAUCGCCUCGCGCCCUGCCCACCUCCCUGAACCAUCGAGGUCCUGGUCCAGAGCGACAGCUUUGGACCUGGGACUAAACGGAUCCAAAACGCUCAGCCUUGGCCCUCCACAGACGGGGUUCUUUAUCGUCUCUGAAAUGUCACCGACCAUCUCCCACAAGGACAACAGCCGGCAACGGCGGCCAGGGACUUUCAGUCACUCUCUGGAUAUCAAGAGCGGUCCUCUGCCGCCAGACGGCUGGGAUGACAGUCAUCUGGACUCGGUGGGCGGGGAAGGGGACAGAGAAGCUCUUCUGCAGGAUACUAGCCCUGCUGGCAUCUCAAAAGCCCCACGGAGCUGCCGGGCCGAACUAAGCAGCAUUUUGCUGUUGCUUUUUCUUUAUGUGCUACAAGGCAUUCCACUGGGCCUUGCGGGAAGCAUCCCACUCAUUUUGCAGAGCAAAAAUGUUAGUUAUACAGACCAAGCUUUCUUCAGUUUUGUCUUUUGGCCCUUCAGUCUCAAAUUGCUCUGGGCCCCGUUGGUUGAUGCUGUGUACUUCAGGAACUUCGGUCGUCGCAAAUCUUGGCUUGUUCCUACACAGUACAUACUGGGACUCUUCAUGAUAUAUUUAUCCACUCAGGUGGAACGUUUGCUCGGGAAUACCGAUGGCACAACCCCCGAUGUGGUUGCUCUCACUGUGACCUUCUUCUUGUUUGAAUUCUUGGCUGCCACUCAGGACAUUGCUGUGGAUGGUUGGGCGUUGACUAUGUUGUCUCGGGAGAACGUGGGCUAUGCGUCUACUUGCAAUUCGGUAGGCCAAACGGCGGGCUACUUUUUGGGCAAUGUUUUAUUUUUGGCCCUUGAAUCCGCUGACUUUUGUAACAAAUAUUUGCGAUUUCACCCUCAGCCCAGGGGAAUCAUUACUCUUUCAGACUUCCUUUUAUUCUGGGGAACUGUAUUUUUAAUAACGACAACUUUAGUUGCCCUUCUGAAAAAAGAAAACAAAGAAGUAACACUAGUAAAAGAAGAAACACAAGGGAUCACAGAUACUUACAAGCUGCUUUUUGCAAUUAUUAAAAUGCCAGCAGUUCUAACAUUUUGCCUUCUGAUUCUAACUGCAAAGAUUGGUUUUUCAGCAGCAGAUGCAGUAACAGGACUGAAAUUAAUAGAAGAGGGAGUACCCAAAGAACAUUUAGCCUUAUUGGCAGUUCCAAUGGUUCCUUUGCAGAUAAUAUUGCCUCUGGUUAUCAGUAAAUACACUGCAGGUCCCCAGCCACUAAACAUAUUUUACAAAGCUAUGCCCUACAGAUUAUUGCUUGGAUUAGAAUAUGCCCUACUGGUUUGGUGGACUCCUAAAGUUGAACAUCAAGGGGGAUUCCCUGUAUAUUACUAUAUUAUAGUACUGCUGAGUUAUGCGUUACAUCAGGUAACGUUAUAUAGUAUGUAUGUUUCUAUAAUGGCUUUCAAUGCAAAGGUCAGUGAUCCACUUAUUGGAGGAACAUAUAUGACCCUGUUAAAUACCGUGUCUAAUCUGGGAGGAAACUGGCCUUCUACAGUAGCUCUUUGGCUGGUGGAUCCCCUUACAGUGAAAGAGUGUGUAGGAGCAUCAAACCAGAGUUGUCGAACACCUGAUGCUGUUGAGCUCUGCAAAAAACUCGGAGGCUCAUGUGUUACGGCGCUUGAUGGUUAUUAUGUGGAGUCCAUUAUUUGUGUUUUUAUUGGAUUUGGUUGGUGGUUCUUUCUUGGUCCAAAAUUUAAAAAGUUACAGGAUGAAGGACCAUCUUCAUGGAAGUGCAAAAGGAGCAAUUAAUGCAUGCACUACUGGACAUUCUAGAAAGGUAACUGUAAUUUAGUUUGAGAGAGCUAUGAUAAUCAGUGCACAGGAGUAUAAAAUAUUAUUUUAAACAAGGAAAUUAUUAAUAUAAAAAUGCCAAAUGGUUGAAAAAUAGAGACCUCUCUGUAUAUUUGGUCAUAUUUUUCCUUGCCUUGUUGAUGUAUUUAAAGUUUACUUAAGGUCAGGAAAUUGGUUCCAAAACAACUUUUCUGGGCUUGUUAUUUGAUUUACAUCUUUUUAAUUUACUAACUAAAGCAGUAGUCAUUGGAAGUGGUAACCAUGCAGUCAAGUAUUGUUAUCACUACACAACAUUGAGUUGUGUUUAAUUUUUGGUAGAAUAUGUUAAAUGGAACAAAACUUGAUAUUCAGGUACUAACUACAACUAGUCUGACCUUGUUGGCAGUCAGAAUCUCAUUUUGGAUUGCAAAUUGGGUAAAUUUUACAUGGAAUUUGCUGAGACGAGAAUGUAGACUAUUGAAAUGACAUUUUAAUUGUUAUUUUCCAACCAUAACCACAUUGUAAGGAACGAAUCUGUGUUAAAAAGACUAUUUCCUGCUUUUGUAAGCAUUAAAGAUUUAUAUGAAGAUUAUUCAAACUAUUUUUUAUAAAAUGAAAGCUAUGAUUUUUAAUUUAUUGAUUCUCACCUCUCUACUCCCAACUCUCCUGUUUUAGAAAGAAAAUACUUUGAUUCCUUGUUAACUAUUACCCUAAAGCCUACAUGAUAUGUUUUUUGUCACAAGUGCUUCAGUGGCACACAGUUAGUGAGGGGACACAUUUAGUUGUGUGUAUGUUCAUAGCAAAGUUUUGAAAAUAAAAAUCAAAUGUUAUACUUCAAGUAGUUUCUUUUUUAUUACCAAGAGAAAAGAACAGUAAAGCUUUCCUAUGUUAAAAUUAAAUAAGUAAUACCAUAAUUUUAAAAAUACAUAUUUUAAACAGAGAAAUUUUGUGCCUUUGACAAAUUAUAUCAUGUAGAAGACUGUUUCUUAAUUAAGCACUUUACUAGUGAGAAAAGAUCUCACAAUCACUUUAUGCCAAGUCAAGUACUGUAGUUCCACUUAUUAAAACCCAGCCUUCCAUUUGUAAGCUAUAAUUUCCAGUGGAGAAUUGCUAUCCCAGGAGAAUUAAGCUUUUGAGUACUUCAGCAUUUCCAAUAUAUCAUGUAUCUCCAAUGAUAAGGUUCUUUGCAUAUUUUAUGAUUGUUUAUUACUCUAACUUUUUAGAGACUAUAUAAAUUCUUCAAAAAUUAGAGAAGAAAGAGAUUGUGAAUCUUACCAACUUUAUCUUUGUGGGAAAAUACAUACUAACUUCUGAUUUUAUUAGUUUAUAAUAUAGGUUGAAUUUUAGAGUGGGGUAUUUAUAAGUAUUGGAGAAUAAAAUGGGUGGGAGGAGAUAGCACUCAGUAUCUGAAGAAAGAGGGGCAGAGGCCUCUGGAACUCAUGCAUUUCCAUUGGAAAGCUGUGUUGUUGGGUGUCAGUGUCAGAUCCUGAAGAAUAACUUGGAAAAAUGCUUAUCCUAGAGGAAAGGAGGCCACACCAGACAUACAUUACAGUAUGUUGUCAUAUGGGUUAUCCAUUAUCAUGUGUUAUAAUUAAAAUGUUUACUUGAAUAAAGGAAAAAAAAAAACGCUUAACUCACAUAUGAAAUGUAUUUUAAUUUUUAACUUGAAUUAGAAAUCUCAGACUGCCAUAAAUAUAUUUUAUUUCUUCCCAAUAAUUGCAGAUUAUACAUAUGUUCAAAUAUAGUUACGUGUUGUCUACAAAAAUCUUUAAUGAUUUGAAAUUUUAAAACAUUUUUUAAGCCUUUGACUAUAAGGUGAAAGCCAUAAUUGCGGUUGUUCCAGAAAUGAGCAAAUAAUUAUUUCAAAUUGUAGUUGUUUUCUUAUUUGGGUGCAUGCUUGUAACGCAUGCCAGAAUGACUUGUUUACGUCAAUUUGCAGCUGUGAUGUUGAUCACAGUUACUUAUGGCAUCUUAAAAAUGAUCUAUAUGCAUCUGAGAAUCUUCAUUGUAAAUCAAUAGUAUUAGAAAAUACCAUAUUUUGUGUGUGUGUUUUUCUUUAUUGAUUGAUCCUAAUAAAUUAAACUCUGCCCUUAAGUGUGGAAAUUAACUCCUCCAGUUAGCAUAUUAUAUAUUUACUAGCUAAUAUUGGAUAUGAACAUAUACCUCCUUAUGCCAGUACUAUUUCCAAAUGCAUAUUGGAUGCAACAUGUAUACAUCUGAGUUUGAAAGGUUCUUAUAAGGCUAGCUAAAGACUAAAAUAAAAAAACUUCCUCUUCUGUAAAUAUUUUAAUUUUGCCUGACCAGUCAUUAAAAAAUUGCUCAGUACCUUGAAUAGAUUUCUCUAGAAUUUUUUUCUUUAUAAUUUUUAAAAAUAGUAAACUCUUGAAAUCUAAACCCACAUCCUGUUGUUGGAUUUCAUCCCUUUAUUGUAAAGGUUUUUACCCUAAACACAGGUCAGUGGGGCCGUGAGGCCCCUGAAUUAAUUGUAAAACCCUGGAUAUUUACUUUUUUUUUUCUCACUAAGAGAACUAUUGUAAAAAAAAAAAGUAAGAAACAUGUACUGUGAAUCAUAAACAUAAAGUAAUAGUUUGAAAUUGUUUAAAGCAUCCUGAAAACAAUAUUAAAAGAAAAAUCUGUGCCGAAAACUAGGAAAUCUCUGUUUUUAGUGCUGAACAUGACUCAGAGAUUAGAUCAGAUAAGACUUUAUUGAUAGAAGAACCAGAUUAGAUAUUCUAAUGUUUAUGAAGUUUUCAUACAUGAGAGUACCUUUUUGAAUCUUAGAUUCCAUUUUUCCAUAAGAUAUAUCUUAGUCUUUUUUUUUUUUUUUUAAUUAGAGAAGUUGUAGGUUUACAGAAAAAUUGUUGGUAAAAUACAGAGUUCCCAUAUACCACCCUAUUAUUAACACCUUGAAUUAGUAUGGUACAUUUGUUACAACCCAUGAAAGAGCAUUUUUAUAAUUGUACUGUUAACUGUAGCCCAUGGUUUACUACAGGGUUCAUUGUGUUUUACAAUCCUAUGGAUUUUUUUUUGUUGUUAAUUUUUAUUCUAGAAAUGUACAUUCAUGUCUACAUUAAACUGCAUGUUUGUGUUGUACAGUCCUAUGUUUUUAAUCAUUUAAGUUCUUUUUUCCUAUGAAUAACUUUAAUUUAAAAGUUAAUUAUUUUGCCUUGUUAACAGAAACCUUAAAAUGUAUGUUCUGUUUUGUAUUAAGUGGUUGAGAUCAUUAUUUAAUAUAAUAGAUGGCCAGAUUUCUUUUUGUAUUUUUUUGAAACUGUAUUUUUCCGAAACUGUAUUUUUCCAACUAGUUGAAAGAGUGAGUUAAGCUAUGUCACACUCACACUGACCCUGCUAAAAAAGAACCACCUUGUUGGGAAUGUUCGUUGCAGGUUUCCAAAAUGUAUUUUACCUUAGUAUUAGCAAAAGAUAAGAAACUUGUAAAAAUGAUUCCAUUAUAAUUAGGAUUAAUGUAUUUAAUAAGUACCAUUUCAGUUACAGUAGGGAAGGUGAUAUAGUACGUUGUAACUGCUGAGACUUUUUUUUUUAGCAAUGUUUUUGGAAGAUAGUAAGGUAUAAUUAUUUUAUUUUCUCUUAGAAGAUGUGAAAUACCUACUUAAAUAUUUUUUAAUUCUUUCCUAGUUUAGCUUACAUCUGCUUGAUUUGGCACUGCCAGGUUUUUAAUGUAAUCACUAUUUGGUUUGGGAUGGGAGCUUUUCUGUUUCCUAUCUGUCAAAACUGCUACUCAAGUCUUAAGGUUACUCCCUUAAGUAAGGUAGAAUGGGCAUGGAAAGCUAAUUUUCCUGGAAUUCUGUUUCGGUAGAGACAAAUCAAACAUCAGGGCUGAAUAUUUAAUAUACAGGAAUCAUGCCCUCUCCCUUAAAUGAACAGAAACUUUUAUUUGAUUAUUGGAUUAUAAAGGUUGUUUUUAAGGAGUUUUUUUAAGGGGGGAGGAAUGGACAUUUUGUAGGGGAAAUAGUUCUGUAUAGCAGAAAGGACAUUCUGUGAUUAAUCACACUUUCUCUUUUAAAAAAAAUUUGCCCAAGUGUAUACAUAAAGUGAUCAUGUUAAAAUAUCAACAACAUUAAUUGGCAUAAUUCAUAUGAAUUCUUGAAGCACUUAGAAGACAGUUGCUGCAUUUUUUUGUUUUUCAUCAAUAUAGAUAAUUAACUUUUUAAUAAAAAUUUUGUGUGAAUGUUAGCACAACUGAAAUGAAUAGCCUUGGUAUAAUUCUUAGAGAACCUUAAGAUAGUUAACCAAAGUAUAAAAUUUAGUUGCAAUUCCAAUUCAUUAGUCACUGAUAUAAAUACUAAAAACUAUUUUAAUUUUCAUUGUAAUGGCAUAUAAUGCUAGAAAAAAUUUAGUUUUCCAGUCUUAUAUUUAUGAAACUAAAAUUUUUUUAUCACAUGAAUAUAUAAAAUUAGGAAAGUAAAAAGUUGGAACAAUUUUGAAAAUGUUAAUUCGGCAUAUUUGAUAAAUUUGUAUAUUACUACUGUCAUGUUAUAUCAGUAAGUCUAUAGUAUUGUUGUCCUUAGAUAUUUUUUUGCAAGGAUCAAUGUGAAAUUGAAAAAGAUAAUAUUUAAAGCUGGUCAUAGUUGUCAUAAUUAUGAAAUCAUUACACCCAUGAACAGUUUUGUAUUAAAAAUGCACAACACAAAAUCAUUUCUAUUGUUAUCUUUGGAAGAUCUAGCAUUAGCCCCUAUAGUUUAACAAUAUUUUAGUGUUUUGAGUAUAUGCAAAAUGUUUGGUUAUAUGUAAUUAAUUUAUUAAAAGAUAGGUAUUAAACUGUGAUUUUAUGCAUUAUUUAAGUUUUUAGAGUAUUUUUGAAAUAAAUUCUGAUUUUUAUAUGAA
Choloepus didactylus (southern two-toed sloth) is the source of this 6949-nucleotide messenger RNA. It is a transcript of the gene SLC33A1, whose product is annotated as solute carrier family 33 member 1. The coding region runs from base 431 to 2083 and encodes 550 amino acids. Gene Ontology annotation, molecular function: acetyl-CoA transmembrane transporter activity. The transcript is spliced from 6 exons. The record is from RefSeq and is a predicted model, not a curated record. Gene Ontology annotation, cellular component: membrane. NCBI's taxonomy places the organism in Eukaryota, Metazoa, Chordata, Mammalia, Pilosa, Megalonychidae.